Messenger RNA from Fundulus heteroclitus (mummichog), 3028 nucleotides. It is a transcript of the gene mbd1a, whose product is annotated as methyl-CpG binding domain protein 1a. The coding region runs from base 349 to 2730 and encodes 793 amino acids. NCBI's taxonomy places the organism in Eukaryota, Metazoa, Chordata, Actinopteri, Cyprinodontiformes, Fundulidae. Gene Ontology annotation, molecular function: zinc ion binding; DNA binding. The transcript has 17 exons. The record is from RefSeq and is a predicted model, not a curated record.
UUAUGCGCUCCGAGGCUGGCGCCGGUCCGGCCGGACACAUGUGAGCGAACAGCGCGGAAACAGAAGCCCUGAGGCCGCAGCAGCAGGCUGAGACCACCGCCGAGGGGCUCCGGAGCGCAGCUAAACAUGUCUGCUGCGGGGCUGCGCGCGCCUUUAAACGCCUUCCUGUGCGCGUGCAGGUUGCUGAACUCCCUGAGACGACCGGCCUGCCUGUUGAUGACUGGCGGCUCAUCAGCUGAUCUGCGUUUAUCUUGAGCAGCAUGGACUCUGAGGCCACGCCCACAGACUGCAGGACUCGUCCUCAUUGGCCAUGGUAGCAGAGGGGCCGGCAUUGCGUCACAUCCUGAGAUGGAACGAUUGGACGAGCUGAGUUUAGGGGCGGGGCUUGAAGUAGAAGGGGAACCAGGAUGUUGUGAGGAGAAGGAGCUUUGUCUUAUCCCUGAACCCACCAGGGAGGAUGUUGUGUUCACCAUGGAGACUAGGAGGGUGGAGGAGGUGGAGGAGGAGGAGGAGCGAUGGAGGCGGCUGUUCCCUGACAUCAGGAAGUGCUCCAUCGUCCUCGUCCGACCUCGUGCCGACCCGCUGAAGGUGUGGAACCUGAGAGGGACGGAGAGAAGGAGAAGCAAGCGGGUGAGGACCCGGGACGUGACUUCAGACUGGGACUGGAUGGAGCCGCUGGACCCUGAGAACGGAGACAGCAGAACAAAGAGGUUCGUUAAGAAGGUGGAGGUCCAAGAGCCCGGCCCUGAAGACGGGCCGGAGAAACCCCAGAGGAGACUGAGGCUGACGCACUGCUCAGAAGCUGCCUCUACCAAGGAGCUGCAACAGGGGGACCACAACUACUGCCUGGAUCUGGACAACCAAUCAGAAGAGGCCAGGCUGCCGUCCAGCGGUGGACACACGGAGGAGGACGGCUGCGUGUCUGCAGAGAGGAAGAACGUGCCCAGCAUGGUGCUGAGGAAGGUCACAGCGGACCAGUGGGUUCUGGGCAGAGCAGCCGUUAAGGAGGAAGAGGAGGAGGAGAAGGAGGAGGAAGAGGAGAAGGAGGAGGAGGAGAAGGAGGAGAAGGAGGUCCAGACGGCGACGGAGAAGCAGGGAGAAGAUCUCUCGGCAUCGGGACGGAAGAGACGCCGGCAGGCCUGCGGGAGCUGCGACGCCUGCCUCCGCAAGAACUGCGGCCGCUGCGCCUUCUGCCUGGACAUGAGGAAGUUCGGCGGGCCGUGCCGCCUGAAGCAGAAGUGUGUGAUGAGGCGCUGCUUGGUGGUGAACGCCAUGAAGAAGUGGACCAGAGAGCAGAACCGCUUCCAGGCUGGAGAGGAGAGGGGAUCCACGGACGCUCAGCCAGAAGCCAAUCACUGGAGAGGAUGGAGGAGGUGGAGACAUGAGAGGGAUCCAGCAGGAGGCCAGGAGGUGAAGCCCACCUGUCUGAGCGGCAGGUGGACGCCGCUGUGGGGAGAGAAGCGCCUGAAGCUGAUGAGCGACCGCGGCCUCCUGCUGAACCAGGAGGAGCAGAAGAAGCCGGGGUCAGGAGACCCAGAGCAGGCGAGGAAGAGGAGUUGGAUGAAGAGGAGGAGGAGGAGGUGGGGACAAACGAGAGCAGCCACGGACUCAAAGAUCAGGAAGGAGUGGGACAGCCUGCUGAUGAAGGAGGAGGAGGAGGAGGAGAAGCCCUCUCAGCUUCCAGUUAGCACUGGACCAUCAGGACCUCCAGGACCUCCAGGACCUUCAGGACCUCCAGGACCUUCAGGACCUCCAGGUCCAUCAGGACCAUCAGGACCUCUGACUGGGACACACGUGCAGCUGAACCUGACUCUGGACAGUGGCCACCUGCCCUCCAGCAUCCUCUCUGACUCCGCCCUCACCUGUCUGUCAGGACUGCUGCCUCAGGAGGGAUCGGUCCUCCAUGUUUCCACAGGCCUCACCUUUAUCCCGCCUCCUGCCGCUGCCGUCCAAUCACUGCAGCUGAAGGAGGAGGAGGAGCCUGUGGGGAUUGAGCAGUAUGGGAGGGGCGGAGCUUAUGAGGAGCAGGAGGAGCCGGAGCAGGAGGUGUGGACCGGCAUAUCAGAGAUGGGAAAAUACUACGAGGUGGAGGUGGAGCUGGUGGGCCCCGACUACAAUCAGAGGACUGUGAGGGCAGCGUCUCCAGAGCCGUCUGACAUCACUGAGGUUCCCAGCACAUGUGACCUCACCUGUGAACGGCCAGAGUUCCUCCCAUUGAACCCGGAGGGCUUCAGCCUCCUCAGGAGCGGCGUCAGGAACGCCGUAGUGGGGGGGCGGAGCUUGCUUCGUCUGCUGAAGAUGCUGAGGAGGACGGUGCUGCCGGCUCAUUGGGUGGCUGUUCUGGCUGCCGGGCCGGAGCUGCAGCUGCUGCAGUGCUCCAGGCUGUCCUCCAUGACAGACACCAUCGUCCACGUCCAGUCAGACCGCAGCUUCUACAUCAGCGUCCAGACCCGUCCGCUGCCGGACUCUCACCGAGUCUACAAGGAGCACGCUCACAGAGUUGCUCACCUGAGCCAGCUGGUCACUCUGCUGCUGGAUUUGGAGCGCCUCGCCACCUGCCGAGGGUUGAGGGUUCAAGUCCCCCCCGGUCUGCAGCAGGUGCGAUCAGCAGGCUGCCACCUGCUGGUGGCUCGGCCCUUCCACACCUGCUUGCCCUGCCUGCUGGAAGAGGAGUCAGAGGAGGACGGGGAGUCAGAGGACGAAGAUGGGACCAUGUCGUUAGACUGCUGAUCUGGACAGUUUGCAAAGAUUUAAAUAAAUGCAGCGUUAUGAAAGUACCAUCAGGUUAAGCUAGGACUUGUGGGUAAUGGAGUCCCCAGCUCUGAGUGGAGUCUCCAGCAGCUGUCGUCCAAACGUUUCUACCUCAGUGUGUUUUUACUACUGACCUGAGCUCCUGUUCGGGGUUGAAGCAGGAAGGACAGGUGGUGAAGUGACAGCCCGGAAGGACUGAUGUUGUCCUCUCAAUGUUUGUUUUAUCAGAAAGAGAGUUUUGUACUUUUGAUACGUUUAUAAAGUGUUUUUUCCAGAA